Molecule: messenger RNA, 1566 nt
Organism: Truncatella angustata
Lineage: Eukaryota; Fungi; Ascomycota; Sordariomycetes; Amphisphaeriales; Sporocadaceae
Product: cytochrome P450
Exons: 1
Coding region: 1-1566 (521 amino acids)
Molecular function (GO): monooxygenase activity; heme binding; iron ion binding
Source: RefSeq, a predicted model, not a curated record
AUGGAUGUUCUUUUACGACCAGCUGUAUUGGCGCCAGCGCUGCUGGCCACAGGAUGGCUCGUUUAUCUGCUUCUGAAGCCUUCGAAGCUGCCACAGCUUCCUGUAAUAGGAGCACGGCCUGGCGAGUGGUUUUCCCUCACACGAGCGAGAUGGCGCAACGCAAGAGAUAUGCGGGAUGCAACACUCGUGGCGUACAAGCAAUAUCGUGAUCAGCCAUGCCUCCUCCCUAUUGCUGGCGGCAACGACAAUGUCGUCUUGCCAAUCAAGGAACUUCAGUGGCUGCUGGAUCAGCCAGACUCAGUUCUCAGUAUGCACGCCUCGACCAGUGAGGAUCUGCAGCUUCAACACACAAUCAUGGACCCCAAGCUCGUCGGUGAGAACCCACUGCACCAGCAACUUAUUUCGACGACCCUGACCAGAGAGACUGGAAAUCUUAUCCCUGAGCUAUAUGAUGAGUUACGCCAAAGCAUUGAUGAAAUCUGGGGCAAGGACACCUUGACCCACCGAGAGGUGGUGGUUUGGGAUGUCAUGCAGCGGGUUAUUGGCCGAGUCACUAACAGGGUGUUUGUCGGUUUGCCGCUUUGUCGCAAUGAGGAGUUGUUGAAGACCGGCAUUGCCUGUGCACAAGAUAUUCCCGUCACGGCGACGCUGCUCCGCUUCAUUUGGAAACCUCUCCGGCCAAUUGUUGGGCUGUUCAUCACUAUGCCUCACCGCAUUCACACGAACCGAUUUUAUCGUAUCAUGAAACCAGAGAUUGAUCGCCGUCUAAAAGCAUUUGAUGCCCAGCAGGUUGAUCCCGAAGCGAAAGCAUCGAAAAGCGAGUCGAACGACUUCUUGCAAUGGUCCAUCAAGCAGGCCAAAGCCACUGGCGAUCCGUAUCACUGGAAGUCGUACAGUCUAGCGUGCCGCAUAAUGUUGUUGAAUUUCGCCUCCAUACAUACGUCCUCGUUCGCUAUCACGCAUGUCCUACUUGACCUGGCCUCAUCGAAGCAGGAAUAUAUCGAUGAACUGCGUGAAGAGAUCCGGGAAGUCCUUGCAGAUCACGGCGGACAAUGGAAUAAGCGUACGCUUGCAGCUCUAUCCAAGUUAGAUAGCACAAUGCGGGAGUCACAACGACUCAACUCUUUUGCAACACUUGCCACCAGUCGGACUGUUGUUGCACUGAACGGUGUCAAAACGCCUUCUGGUGUUGAAGUACCGUUUGGUGCAAGAGUCUGCGCACAGUCUUACCCCGUUUUCCAUGACGAGAGCAUAUACCCGGAUCCGUACAAUUUCAGACCAUUUCGGUUUGCCGAGAAGCGAAACAAUGCUACCGAAGGCACAUACAUCGAAAAGGCACGUCAAGCAUGGGCAACAACUAGCACUGAGUAUACGGCUUUUGGUCACGGACGACAUGCAUGCCCUGGCAGGUUUUUCGCGUCGAGCGAGUUGAAACUUAUGCUCGCAUACAUCCUAAUGAACUAUGAUCUAGAAUUUCAAGAGAAGCGGCCGGACAAUAUAUGGUUCGGCAUGAACAGGAUGCCACCGAUGAAGGCGACAUUGAAGUUUAAGCGGAGAUCGAUUUAG